Molecule: messenger RNA, 651 nt
Organism: Suillus bovinus
Lineage: Eukaryota; Fungi; Basidiomycota; Agaricomycetes; Boletales; Suillaceae
Exons: 4
Coding region: 253-651 (132 amino acids)
Source: RefSeq, a predicted model, not a curated record
AUUCGAGAGUCAAUGGCCUGAAGGUAUGUACUCUGCCUCCCUAUCUUAUCAUCCUGGCGUGUAACUUAUACACAUUGGCUCUUUGUGCAGUAGAUUAUAUAUUUCGACAGCUCGCUUCUCAACCUCUUGCAAUAUCUACCCGAGCAAUCUUCAUCCACAGAUUGUGGCUCUGUCUCUUCUUCAUGCAGCUGUCCUUCACCCCCCGAAGGGUCAGGCUCCCUCAAGCAUCCUCUGAGCCCGGUCCCAGAUGAGAUGGACACGAAGCGAUCUUGGGUGGAUGGUAGCAAGCAUAGCAUGUCAUCUCCAUCAGGUUCACAACACACUCCCAUACCUUCGUCGCGACCAUCGCCUAUGCCCUUCUGCACCCAGCCCUUGCAUUCUCCUGAUUCACGUCAUACUGAAUCUCACUACCCAACCAGUCCACCACAGCUAGCUGUAGUGCUUCUGCCUCAUCCCCGCCCCAUUGGACCUGGCCAUGCUCUGAACAUCAUCGGUUUGUUCUCCAUCUCUCGCACCACAACCUCUGGUCAUGAAGUAAAAGCAUUCAUUGGAGAGUCUCAGGCUUUCAAGAUGGUCAAAUUUAAUUCAUUACGGAUACUACUGUCUCACAGAGAGUCACGUACAUCUUCGAAGAUUCAAAGACGGGUGUGA